CUCUAGAGUUUAGAUUCACAGCCGCACAAAAUAUCCUCUUUUCCUUCUCUUACUUCCACUCAACUCGACGCCUCCUUUUCAUAUUCACUUUCCCCUCCUUUUGACCCAAAAAGGAACUGUUUUGGUGCGGGAACUGCUCGGAAAUGAAGAUACAGUGCAACGUCUGCGAGGCCGCCGAGGCCAAGGUGCUGUGUUGUGCCGACGAGGCCGCGCUCUGUUGGGAGUGUGAUGACAAAGUUCAUGCUGCCAAUAAGCUCGCCAGCAAGCACCAGAGGGUCCCUUUAUCUUCUUCUUCUACUCAAAUGCCCAAGUGUGACAUUUGUCAGGAAACAGCUGGCUUUUUCUUUUGUCUACAAGACCGUGCAUUACUUUGCAGGAAAUGUGAUGUUGCCAUACACACUGCAAAUACCUUUGUGUCUGCUCAUCAGAGAUUCUUGCUUACUGGGGUGAAAGUAGGUCUUGAAGCUGCUAACGUUGGCACAUCAUCUGCUACAUUCAAGUCAACUUCUGGGGAGAAAAAAUCAGAAACAAAAUCCCCCUCUGUGUAUAGAAAGAGCACGCUGAUGCCAUUGGCUGGUGUAUACAAAGAGGUUUUACCUGCAAAUGCUGAUGGAAUGGAGGAUUGUGUGACAACAAGAUUAUCGUUUACUGGGGGCUCAGCAGCUGGAAGCAUACCAACGUGGCAAAUAGAUGAAUUUCUUGGACUUCCUGAAUUCAAUCAAAAUUACGAGUACAUGGAUAAUGGAUCAUCUAAGACUGAUACUGGCAAGUGUGGAGACUCUGAUGGCUCCCCAAUCUUAAGAUCUGCCGAGGAGGAACUAGACAAUGAUGAGUACUUGGGUCAUGUGCCAGAGAGCUCCUGGGCGGUGCCACAAAUUCCUUCCCCUCCUACAGCAUCAGGGCUCUAUUGGCCAAAAAGUUCUCUGCGUCCAUAUGAUACCACAGCAUUCGUGCCUGACAUAUACAGCACAACCAUUCAAGACCCCCACCAUGAUCAGCAUCAUGGCCCUGCAAAAAGGCCUCGGUGGGAGUUGUAACCUUGUGACUUUUAUAAUCACGGUCGAUGUCUCAGGUUGAAAACUCACCCUGGCAUGAUUUUUUUGCCUAUCUUCUCUCCCUCCAUUUGCUGUUAUAAAUUAUUCACCGCUCUCUUAUUCCUGAUGGGGUUUUGAGAAAAAAUUAAUAAUAAGUACAUGGAUUUGAAAGGCAAGGCCUUUGAUUUGGAAGUUACAGCUAGUGUCUCUAGUUACCAUAGUGUUUAGUCUCAAUAGUUUCUGUUAGACAGUUUUAGCUUUUGUCGUUUCAGUGCAUCUACUUGAUGAAUCUUUAAUUAUUUUUAUAGCUUAUUAUUGGCAAUUUGUACGAAAUGGUUAUUAUUUUGUGAUGGGUUUUGAUAUUUUUAAUAA
Messenger RNA from Mangifera indica (mango), 1406 nucleotides. RefSeq names its product B-box zinc finger protein 22-like. NCBI's taxonomy places the organism in Eukaryota, Viridiplantae, Streptophyta, Magnoliopsida, Sapindales, Anacardiaceae. The coding region runs from base 144 to 1037 and encodes 297 amino acids. The record is from RefSeq and is a predicted model, not a curated record. Gene Ontology annotation, biological process: regulation of DNA-templated transcription; photomorphogenesis. Gene Ontology annotation, cellular component: nucleus. The transcript has 3 exons. Gene Ontology annotation, molecular function: zinc ion binding.